Rhizophagus irregularis DAOM 181602=DAOM 197198 is the source of this 1725-nucleotide messenger RNA. The record is from RefSeq and is a predicted model, not a curated record. Lineage: Eukaryota; Fungi; Glomeromycota; Glomeromycetes; Glomerales; Glomeraceae.
AACAAUCAUAUAGUCCUUCCUGAUAUCAAUAUUAGUCAGGUCAUCUAUUGGUUUAAAAGGAAUUAUCCUACAGUUGUUCGAGAGCAACAGGAAUUGAUCUUUGGUACUUUGACUCAAGGAUCUGAUUCAGUUAGAAAUUUCUAUAGAAAGAUAGAUAAAUAUGCUGGCUGGGCUCGAAUAUCCGAUCGUGAAAAAAGAAUACAAUUUUUACGUGGUUUGUCUCCUGAAAACAAGUUAGAAAUGAAACAACUGGGUUUAAACAGACCUUUGAACGAUGAUUUGAUUGAGACACUGGAAGAGAUUGAAACAGCAAGGAAUGAUUUACUUUUGGGCGAAGAUAUUUAUAACCAGCCGGCCACUAAGACAAAAUCAAAAGCGCCUUCCCAUCAAAAUAUUACUACAGAAGAUAUUGAUAGGAUUGUAAAUAGUAGGAUUCAGGCGUUACAACAAUCGGCGCCAAAUCUAUCACCGGUGUCUUCUUCUGGCCAGGAAAAUAUCACUAAGGCUGAUUUACAAGAAGCUAUAGCUAAAUCCUUUCAAGAGACUUUGUCUCGAGGAACUAAGACUCUAGAUAAUAGUAAAAAAUCGGCCAAUAAGAGAGGGGAAGACCUUAUUAUUAGACGAUUUUUAAGUGAACUUCUAAGGACAAAAUCAAAUAAGCAACCUGAAGAUGAUUAUAAUUAUGACCCUGUGGAUGAUAUUACUGACAGUAUGGCCGGCAUGACACUAAAUAGUGCCACAAUAAAUGCUAUCAAAUCCGCCGUUAAAAGUGCCGUUAAGAAAAAAUGUACCAAGUGUGGUAGAUUUGGACACACUUCUCGUAAGUGCUCUGUAAAGAAGAAAAAGAAAAGCAAGAAGUCGAAGAAAGGUAAGGUCAAUCUCGCUAUAGAACCAGAUUCAGAUUCCUCUUCAGACAGUACUUCUUCUAGCGAUAGUUCCGAUUCUGAUACAAGUUCUUCUGAUUCUUCUGAUUCUGAUGAUGAAACUAUUCGUAAAGUCCUCCUAAGUGAGCUUAAAUUAUUUUUUCCUGAACGUUUCUCCAAAGACUCUAGUCCCGUUAUGUCCGAACAGAUAGUGGCUCCUAUGGAGCGCGUCUCCGGCCAAAAUGACACAUCGGCAUCUUCCAACGAUUUAUUUUCGGAUGAGUCUAGUCAAGAGGAGGAGUUUUUAGAUGGUCCUAUGGAGAUCGAUUUCGUCAAGAAGAAGGAGCCGAAAACGAGUGUUGCUACUGUGAAGUGCAAAAUCAAACGCUUAAAGAUUCCAGCCAUGACUCUUGACUCCAGAGCAGAGCCUCCAAUUAUAACAAAGAAUAUUGUUGUUCGUGUUAAGGCUAAAAUAGAUGAAUCUGAAAAACACGACCUUAGCGGUAUAGCUACUGUCCCGAUUGAAUCUAUUGGUGUCGCCCGCAAUUUGCCAAUUACUUUAGCUCCUGGACUCACUAUUCAUGAAGAUUUUAUAGUUGUAGACUAUCAUAAGCCAACGCUAAUAUUUUCUAACCAACUCCUAAAGAAAUAUGGGUGCGCAGUGGACUGGAAUACAAAUGAGCUAAAGAUUCCUUUUAAUGGAAAAGAUUAUAUUAUCCCAGUCACUAUGCAUAAGGUUAAGAACAAGCUCGAGGUGAAUUACGCGAGGACUACUCCCGAAUGUGAUGAUCUGCCAGCUCCGGACUGUAUUUCACAUGACUUGCAGGACUUGAGUGAGGAGGACACAUUAAAAAAAAAGUGA